This is a messenger RNA of Blumeria graminis f. sp. triticale, 1335 nucleotides long. Lineage: Eukaryota; Fungi; Ascomycota; Leotiomycetes; Helotiales; Erysiphaceae. The record is from the annotation of a GenBank genome assembly.
AUGGAUGUUGUUGAGCCGGCCGGCGAUAGAGAGUUGAAGUAUUUUGACCUAUUAUUGCCUUUACCUUACAGAGUCGCCCUGAGUCUAGUACUAGGUACGAAAGGCGGAGAGGUCUUUGCGGAGCAUCAACUAAUUGAAACUGGUCUAGGCAUCUGGGCAUGGGGCGCGAAUCUGCAAUAUCUCUCCCAUCUCAAGAUUGAUGUGCCCUCACUGAUCCGUCAUCAACACGGCAUAUCCCCACGAUCUAGUCUGUCGGAUUACCUGUCGACGUAUCGCUUGGCUCUUGUCGUCUCGAUUCCCCUCCUCUUCUCUCUCAUUCUCUUCUGGCCUCUCACACAUCUCAAGGCGACACUCGUUCUCUACUACAACUUCUUCCCCAUGGUAUACCUUGGCUUUGUCGUCGGCGUCUUUUGCCUGCCCGCUCGGGGCCUUGCUGCGUCGGGUCGCUCCCAAUUUUUGAGCAUGCUCCGUCGCAUAUCCAUCGGUGGGCUCGCGCUAUCAAAGAAUAUGAAAUUUGCCGACAUCCUUCUGGCAGACGUGCUCACCUCCUACUCAAAGGUCUUGAGUGAUUUCUUUGCGGCUAUAUGGGCCCUGGCUUCUAGCACUCUUGGUACGGGGGACGCCUCUGCUUGCGCGGGUCGAACUCUAGUACCGCUGAUUACGGCUAUACCCCCACUCAUACGAUUCCGACAAUGCCUCACGGAAUAUCUACGCCUGCGCGCCUCGGGUGGGCCUGGUAGCGGCGGCCAACACUUGGCAAACGCUUUGAAAUACGCCUCGGCCUUUCCGAUCAUAUUUCUCACGCCUCCACCACUGGGCCAGCAGGCUGAGACGCUCGAGGAGGGGAGUCCGGCACGGAAACUACUAUCUUCGAGCUGGCUGCUCGCCGUUGUACUCAACUCGCUCUACUCCUUUUACUGGGAUGUGGCUAGGGACUGGGACUUGACUCUCUUCUCAUCCCUCGCCCAAAGCGUGCGCACACUCCGGCCGCUCUCCAGGCGCAGUCAAACACAGGCUAGACAGGGUCCGUCUUUUCCCUUUGGACUCCGGUCACAACGAUGGUUUCCCCGCGCGGGCUUUUAUUACUCUGCCAUCCUACUAGAUCUGUUCUUGCGGUUUACGUGGAUACUAAAGGUCAGUCCCUACUCGGAAUAUUUUGGUACGGUGGAGAGCGGCAUGAUGCUUCUCGUCUGGGCAGAAAUCUUUCGGCGGUGGAUAUGGCUUUUUCUCCGAUUGGAGACGGAGUGGAUUAGACGUGCUGCGGAUCGCGUGCAUGAAGCCCUCGACGCAACGGAGCUCGAGGGGGAAGAAGUGACGUCUCGGGGCUACGUAUGA